UCAACAGUGGAAAGUAAUCCAGACAUGAGCUAUGAAAGUGAAAAAGUUCCAAUCGCUACAAAUCCAAUGUCGAAUGAAGAACACCUAAAUGAUUCUGUUGAAACUCCUCUGGAUCAGUGCAAUUCACAACCCAAAAUGAAACGUGAACGUAAAGCAUGGCGUACGCUUGCUAUUAUUACUGGAACAUUUGUCGCAUGUUGGACACCAUUUUUUCUCGUAUCUUUAUAUCGACCGAUAUGUCGUUGCAAAAUACCAACAUUAGUAGAGUCAAUUACCAACUGGUUAGGUUAUUUAAAUUCAGCACUUAAUCCGAUCAUUUAUACCGUAUUUUCGAAUGAUUUUCGAGCAGCUUUCAAACGUAUCCUUGCUCGUUUGCUAUUUCUGAGAAUGCCACGAUCACAGUACCGAUAA
Acanthocheilonema viteae is the source of this 411-nucleotide messenger RNA. NCBI's taxonomy places the organism in Eukaryota, Metazoa, Nematoda, Chromadorea, Rhabditida, Onchocercidae. The record is from the annotation of a GenBank genome assembly.